Molecule: messenger RNA, 1599 nt
Organism: Knipowitschia caucasica
Lineage: Eukaryota; Metazoa; Chordata; Actinopteri; Gobiiformes; Gobiidae
Source: the annotation of a GenBank genome assembly
AUGAAAACGUGGAGAAGAGCAGCAGACAUGGAGUCCGUAGAGGAGGUGGCUCUGGGCGUGGGGGCCGCAGUGGGGGAGGAGAACUACUUCCUGGGCUACACCUUCACCGACCGCUCUCACUCCAGCCGCGUGGUCAAGAACAUCAUGGACCUGUGUCUGGAGGACGGCCUGUUUGCGGACGUGACCAUCCUCGUGGACGGGAGAGAGUUCCAGCUUCACCGCCUCGUCCUCUCUGCUCAGAGCACCUUCUUUAGAUCCAUGUUCACCUCCAACCUGCGAGAGUCCCACGACCGCACCAUCGAGCUGAAGGACGUGAGCGCCCGCGUCUUCCAGCUGCUGGUGGACUACAUCUACCACGGCUCCAUCCGCCUGCGCGUUGACGACCUCCAGGACACGUACGAGAUGGCCGACAUGUACCAGCUCACGGCGCUGUUCGAGGAGUGCUCCAGGUUCCUGUCGCGCACCGUGGAGGUCAAGAACUGUCUGCAGGUGAUGUGGCUGGCGGACCGACACAGUGACCAGGAGCUAUACACUGCAGCAAAGCAUUGUGCCAAGAUCCACCUGGUCCAGCUGCACCAGACCGAGGAGUUCGCUAACCUCCCGCUCUGCCUCCUGCUGGACAUUAUCAAAGACGGAGUCCCCAGCUCCCAGAAUCCCACUGUGGCCAUCGAGUCCUGGAUCAACCACAACAAAGUGGAGAGAGAGGAGUUCUCUUCUGUCCUGAGAGAGAACCUGAAGGAGAUCGGGGAGAAGGUGCACAUCUAUCUGAUCGGGAAAGAGGAGAGCAGGACGCACUCUGUGGCCGUGUCUCUGCACUGUGACCAGGACGACGCCAUCAGUGUGAGCGGCCAGAACAGUCUGUGUCACCAGAUCACGGCGGCCUGCAAACACGGGGGGGACCUGUACGUGGUGGGGGGCUCCAUCCCUCGCCGCAUGUGGAAGUGUAACAUGCACACCAUGGACUGGGAGCGCUGCGCCCCGCUGCCCCGCGACCGUCUGCACCACACCAUGGUGUCUCUGCUCAGCGAUGACGUCAUCUACUCUCUGGGAGGAAAGACUCUGCAGGACACUCUGUCCAACGCCGUCAUCUACUACACGGUGAAGGACAACAUGUGGACAGAGACCAGCGCCCUGGACACCGCCGUGUCGGGCUCUGCGGGCGUGAACCUGGGGGGAACCAUCUACCUGCUGGGCGGCGAGGAGAACGACAUGGACUUCUUUACAAAACCCUCGCGCCUGAUCCAGUGCUUUGACACGGUGACUCAGAAGUGUCAGAUCAAAGCCUACGUGCUGCCGUUCGCCGGCUGUAUGCACGCCGCGGUGCACAUGGACGUGAUCUUUGUGGUGGCGGAGGGAGACUCUAUCGUCUGCUACAACCCUCUGUUAGAGAGCUUCACUCGCCUGCGCUUCCCUGAGGUCUGGAGCUGCGUGCCCUCACUCUGGAAGGUGGCCAGCUGCAACGGCUGCAUUUACGUGUUCAGAGACAAGUGUAAGAAAGGAGACGCAAACACCUUAAAGUUCAACCCUGCCACGUCUGUAGUGACUGUCAUCAGAGGAAUCAAGAUCCUACUCACCAACUGGCAGUUUGUUCUUGGCUGA